AUGGCUUCGCCGCCGUUGAGCAAGGGGACGGCGCCGCGUGGCUCGGCUGCAGAACCUAGAGCAGAGGAGGCGAUUUGGGGGGUGUGGUUUUGCAGAGGGCGCCGCCGCCGUUUGAGAAAUGGUCGGCAGCUCUGUUGGUGGAGGAGGGCGGCGGAGGGGGGCCUCUGCUGGUGGGAGAAGGCGGCGACUCUGUUGGUGGAGGAGGGUGGCGAAGGGGGGAGGGACAGCUCUGCUGGUGGGAGGCAGGAUGCUGAAUCGAUUGAUCAUAUUUUUUGGGCUUGCGGUCAGGUGAAGGAGGUGUGGAGUUCUUUUCUUGCUUGGUUUGGAGUGGAGUAUCUUUCUGAAUGUGUGGAUCUUCAUUCUUUUUUGGUAGAGGCUUGGAACCUGAACUUUAGUCCACAAAUCACCAGCUUCUGGAAAGCGGGGAUCGUGACGUUGGUUUGGAAAAUCUGGCAUGACCGGAACAAGAUUGUGUUUGAUAAUGCUGGUUUUCAUGGGCCUGGUGUUCUGAAUUUCAUUAAGGUUUAUUUCAAAGAAAUGGAAGCUAACUUCACACGGCUCGGUCAUGUUUCUAGUGCUUGGCAAGAUUAUGUUAUUACUCGUGCCAUUGGUGUUCAAUCUCGAAUUGCCCCGCCUCCGGAGAUGGUGAACGUUUACUGGUGGCCUCCCUUUGGGGAUUGGAUGAAGGUGAAUACCGAUGGGUCUGCUCUUGGAGCUCCUGGUUUGAUUUCUGCAGGAGGCGUUUUUCGCGACAGUUGGGGGCAGAUUCGUGGUUGUUUCCAUGAGAAAGGUGGGCAGGGAUUCGCUUUUGAGGCUGAGCUGCUUGCGGUUAUUACGGCGAUAUCCAUUGCGCAUGAGCAAGGUUGGUUGAAGUUGUGGAUUGAAGCCGACUCUUCUUAUGUGGUUAAUCUGCUCGAUAGAAAAUCAGAGGACGUGCCUUGGCGUUUUGUGGCUCAUUGGAAGUGCACUCUCCAGUUGCUUUCUAGCUUUCAGUUGCAAGUUACUCACAUAUUCCGGGAGGGUAAUGUGGUGGCGGAUAUAAUGGCAAAUCAUAAUAGGGAAGAAGGGUGGUAG
Salvia miltiorrhiza (redroot sage) is the source of this 1074-nucleotide messenger RNA. RefSeq lists its product as uncharacterized. The record is from RefSeq and is a predicted model, not a curated record. Gene Ontology annotation, molecular function: nucleic acid binding; RNA-DNA hybrid ribonuclease activity. The transcript has 2 exons. NCBI's taxonomy places the organism in Eukaryota, Viridiplantae, Streptophyta, Magnoliopsida, Lamiales, Lamiaceae. The coding region runs from base 1 to 1074 and encodes 357 amino acids.